UGGUAUUUAAGAAGCUUCUAAGUUAAAUUUAGGAUUUAAUAUUAGGAAAAGCUUAUGUGGUCGUCUGCUAAAUAUUUUUGGGAUUGUAAAGUUUAUAUGAGCAUUAGUUUUACAGGUGGGGACACAUGACAAGUUGGGAAUGCAAAUAGUUCCACUGAGGUUGCUUACCCCACAUGAGACUAAAGAAUUUACACUUAAUUUGGUUAAGAACACAAACCCCAAUGAUCCUCACAACAAGAAAUGCAGAGAGAAACUUGUGGUGGAGUUAACAUUUAAGCCUUUUAUAGAUGACAGUGUACGAUUUAGUGGAUCAUUGCAUGGAUCUGGGAAAAGCGAAGACAUGGUUGGAAAAGGAUCAGAAGAUGUGUCCUUGAACAGAGCUGCUGGCUUACUUCUUGUUUUGCUUCAAGGCGCUGAAGAUGUUGAGGGGAAUCAUCACAACAGCCCUUAUGCUGUAGUCAAUUUUGGAGGAGAACAGAAGAAAACCAAGACGAUCAAGAAAACCCGGGAUCUGUGUUGGAAGUUGGAACGAAGAGUUCCAAUCUGUGCUAGAAGAGGCUCCUCUAAAGGAGAAGAUCCGUAUUGAAGUCAUAAGCAAGCGGACAGGCUUUAGUUUCCGAAGAAAGGAAUCAUUAGGAUAGGAUACGUGGAUAUCAAUCUAAAUGAUGUAGUACACAACGGACGCAUCAGUGGAUAUCAAUCUAAAUGAUGUAGUACACAACGGACGCAUCAAUGAGAAGUACAAUAUGAUCAAUUCAAGAAAUAGAGUCUUACAUGUUGAAAUACGUUGGAAGGUGAUUUGAGACAUGUCACAAAGAUUUUAUACUUCACUACUUUCAGAGUCUUACAUUCUUUUGAUUAUAUUUUCUACAAACAUAUUCUUUUGUAUCACAUUAUGGAGUACACAAAGGCAAAAUAAUGGAAAAAAGAACAAACAAAUCUGUAUAUUUUUUGGUCAUAUUUCUUGUUAAUCUUAAUUCUUGUAUAACACCAACAGAAAGGUGUUGAUUUUUGUAAUUUGAGACCCUGUAAUUUCACUGUUUUAA
Molecule: messenger RNA, 1046 nt
Organism: Quercus lobata
Lineage: Eukaryota; Viridiplantae; Streptophyta; Magnoliopsida; Fagales; Fagaceae
Product: synaptotagmin-3-like
Exons: 3
Coding region: 140-586 (148 amino acids)
Cellular component (GO): endoplasmic reticulum
Molecular function (GO): lipid binding
Source: RefSeq, a predicted model, not a curated record